AUGCCGCAGCUUGAGAUCACGGUUCCCCUCUCAGAUCCCAGUGAAUCAUUAGAUGACCUCCGCCAGGAUGACGACCUGGACGCGUCGCCAGCGCGCGGCAUCGCGCGGUCGGAUCCCACACCUUCGCCAUUCGGCCCGCGGGGGGGCAUUUCCCCGGAACUCGAACAGCCAGCCGCCCACCGAGACCACUCGGUCCGAACGUUGGAGUUUCCGGAGCUCCCCUUCCGCGAGCUGGAUGUCUUUGCCUACUGCUGGCACAGGCUGAAGAAUGACACCGCCAGCUUGAUCUACGAGAUGAACCAGCCCUUCGUCCGGAAGUUCGGGCCUGGUAACUUUGACAUCGACAUCCGUUGUGACAUCUUCUUGCGCUUUUACAACCGCCGCUUGGAGAAGGACUUCCGGCGUUUCUUCCAUGCAUAUGAUCACUCCUCCCUCAUGCGCGUCAUCUGCAUGGACUUCCUCUUGUCCUCCAUGCAGAUGAUCAUCUUUUUCUCCCUCAAUGACUACCGGGACAAUGACAAUCGGAGAUACUUCUCCCUUGUGGCCGGCGGCGGCCUGGUCAUCUACAUGAUCUUGGAAAGCCUGAUCUUGGUCUUCCUCAUGCUCAACCGGUCUAGCCGUUGUGUCACCCUGGCCAAGUGGCUCUUUGCGAUGCUGCUCUUCAUGUACCCCUGGAUCUUCAUCCUUGGCCAUGUCAUUGCCCCCCGGCGGAAGAGCUACAGCCAGGCAUACCUGAAGUUUAAUUCGGCCAUGAUGAUCGUCAUUCCCAUGAUCAUGAUCCUGUCACGCUUGCAAAUCCGCAGUGCCCUGCUUGUCAACCUGGUCAACAUCUUGCUGAAUGAAAUUGUCCUGAUCGUCUUCUACUGCAUCAAUUACAAGGACCUAAAGGUCUUUGGCAAGUGGCCCUUCCUGCUGCUGUCGCCGCUGUUGUACCUAUUGUCGCUGAUGGUGUCGGCCCUGAUUGCCCUGCGCCGAGAGUACCACUCGCGGACCUUCUUCCUGCAGACGCACAUCCUCUAUCGUAACAAGGAGCAGCUGGACCUGGCCCAGUCCACGGCCAACAUCAUCCUGCGAUCGAUCAUGCCCCGCAGCGUGAUGAAGAAGUUCCGCUUCGAGCAGCGCAUCACCAUGAAAAACCACCAAGUCCCGAGCAUCCUGGAAAGCCACGCCAAUGUGACCAUCCUGUGUAGUGACAUUGCCGGCUUCACGGCAUUCAGCUCGGCCAUCAGCCCGGAGGAGCUGGUCGAGACACUGUCGCUGGUGUUUGUCUGCUUCGACAGCCUGGCCCACGCGUACAAAGUGGAAAAGAUCAAGACCAUGGGCGACUCGUAUAUUGCCUGCUGCGGGGCGCCGCAAUAUGAGCCGCUGCAUGCCCUGCGCGUGUGCAUCCUUGGCUUGUCGAUGCGCGAUGCCAUUCGCGAGUUCGACAUCAAGGCCAAUGUGCCCACCAGCGUCGGCCUCAUGGGGCCCAUGUACAGCGGGUACUUCCAGCCACUGCAGAUGCGCAUCGGCGUGCACACCGGUUCCGUGACCGCCGGGCUGGUGGGGCUCCGGUGCAUGCGGUAUGACCUCUAUUCGUCCGACGUGCAGAUUGCCACGGCCAUCGAGGAAACCGGCGCCAAGGACAUCCCGCACAUAUCCAUCAAGACCUACCUUGCCCUGGGCGAGCAGGCCGAGGACUUCAUCUUCGAGCGGUCCCUGGUCCGGGGCGUGUACCACCAUAUGAUUGCCGGCCGGACCGACACCAUGUGCCUCAUCCGCCUGCGCUCUCUGGGCGAGGGGGUCGGCCCGGCUGGCGGGCUGUCAGCCACCACGCAAAAGGUAAUUAGCUUUGCCGAGCGCCGGUUGAGGCGCUUCACCAGUGCCGUAGACCCCCUCGGACCGUCCAGCCGGACCUUCUCCCGGAGCAAUGACAGCCAGCCGUGCGAUUUCAAUCCGUUCAAGGUCGAGAUGAAUGCCCACCCCCCGACGGCCAGCAUGCCGAAUGGCAGUCACACAUCGGCCGGGCCGAGCACCGAGGAGCACAUCGCGUCCCCUGGCUGCCCGGCCAACAGCCGGCAGGAGCAUUGCUACAGGUUCCGGGCCGAGUCCAUCGCGCGGUGUGUGGCCCGGGUGUACGCCUCGCGGUGUAACAACAGCCAAGUGCGCAAUGAUGGCGAUGGGCUGCUGCUGCGUGUGUCGAAAUCCUCGCCCGCCGUGCUGGGAUCGGUGCCGGCCCUGCACCGGUCGACUUCGCCACGCACCGUCGGUAUCCAGGACGAAAAUGUCCUUGUGGCCGGGGCCAAGCUCAGCCGCCUGACACAGGCCACCCUGCCGAAGAAGGCCAACCACAUGAAGGCCAUCACCGGGCCGGUGGAGAUGCUGCCGCUGCGGCCGCGCCGAGCUUCGCUGGCCGGCGGCCAUGUGGGCCAAAUUGCCGGCCUGCAAUUCCCCCUGCCCGGGGUCGGGGUUCCGCGGGUGGAUCCCGCCUGGCCGGGGGCCGAGUCGGAUGCCCCCGGGGCCGAGGGCGCCAGCGGCCCAUCCCCCGACCGGGCGGAUGUCCCGCGGCUGGUGGCCUCGUCGGUGCCGCCGCGCGAGGUCGGCGACGAGGAGUACAUGCCGGCCGGCCGGCCGCCCAUGUCGGCCCCCCCGCGGGCCAUGGACCCCAAGCCGCCGAGCAUGGUCAACCGCUUCCUCGGGGAGAUCACCGAAUCGCUGUCCGGCAUCUUGGGCUCCUUCCGGGGGUAUGCCGCGGCUCGGACGCCGACCUUCGAGCCGCGCGAGCCGGAGCCGCCCCCGCGGCCGCCGGCCGAGGGCGGGGUUCCGCGACCGCGGCCCGGGCCCGGCGCCGGCCCCACGGCGCGCGACAUGCCAUCGCCGGAGCAGUACCAUCUCAGUGUGUCGGUCUUCGAUGACCUUGACCGGGGGGCCCUGCGGGACACCCGUUCCACGGGCAUGCUCAGUCGCGGGGCCGAUGUGCUGGUGAUGAAGGACACCACCGACCUGCCGCCCGAGGAGCUGACUCUGCAUCCGAUCGCCAUGCAGCGCAUGCACCCAUCGGUGCCGUUGAGCCAGUCGAUUGGCCACCUCCGGGACUCCUGGGCGCCUGGGAAGCCGCCCGGAAAAGCGCCUCCCCCCGCCGAGGUGGCUGCCCCCGUGUCGGAUGCCCGCGCCUCGGCCGUGCCGUCCACCGACACGGACCCCAUGACCCCGGGGCGGGUGGCUCGGUGGCUGGGAAUAGCUCGGUGGCCCGCGAAGCGCCGAUCGGCGGCCGACAUGUCGCCGGCCGCGACCGCCGCCGCCCCGCAGCCGGUCACUCGGCGCCCGAGUGAAACGCCCAGCCCCCUGCUCAGCCUCCAGACGGCCGCCGGGGCCGUGAACGGAGACGUGCCCAUGUCACAUCCCUCCAGCCCGCAGGCCGGUCGGCCGAAGGACAACCUCUUCCCGGAUGAGGCCUUCGAGACGAUCAACACAUGCGGGGCCCCGAGCUGGCGACGGGUUUUUCACAUUCACCACGGCGAGGCCCAUCGCCAGGGGCAGGACCAGACGCCCGAGGAAACCCCGGACGAGAGGACCAUCCGCCAUUUGUCCGGCAGCCAGCUCAUCUAUGGCAUGCAUCGGAUGCUGAAUUACACCGGGCAAUUCCGGUCGAAGCUCAUCGAGCGUCGGUUUCGUGGCGACCGGGUGGUCAUCGAGCAUAACCACUAUCUCCGGUCGAUCGGGUGCUGUGUCUUCAUGGGGGUGGUCAUUAUUGGGGUCCUGGCCGGAGCGGUCAACAUGCCGGUCUGGACCCUGGUGCUGCACAUUGUAGCCGUGGCCUUGAUCUUCGUGCUGCUGGUGGUGGUCAUGCUGCGCAAUUGCAUCAAGUUUCUCCGCGUGGACGAGCACAUCUUCGCCAUCGCCACCUGCCUGCUCCUUGCGGUUCUCGGUGUCUUUGAUGUGGGCUACAUUCCGCGCUCGGUCAUGGAAGAUGCCUAUGUCCCCAAGACCCCGAGUGUCUAUGUCGGGGCAACCUUCACCAUCACCCAGCUGGCCUUCUGUCUCUUCUUCUAUUCGAACGGCCUGUUGUUGACGGUGCGCAUCCCCCCGACGUGGGCCGAAGGGGCUUCCCGCCUGCGCCCCUAUCGACGCCACAUUCUGAAUUGCAUCUCCCUCCUGGUCGUUCCAUUCAAGAUCGGCUUUGCCUGUAUCUUCUUCUACGCCAUGGCCAGUUCCUCCACCUCCGAGGAUGGCGUGAUGACGGCUGUUACGGUGAUCCUCUUUUUCUUUGUAGUCGGCAUCAUCAACUCCGAAAAUGAUCGUCUCAUCCGGAAGCAGUGGUGGAUCAGCCUGACCGUGCGCACCCGGACCGAGCAGCUGCAACGCGUGCGCGACCGGUCCGAGGCCCUGCUGUACUAUCUCCUGCCGGGAUUCGUCAUCAACCGCCUGAUGAAAACCCCGGAUUUCCGCAGCCUCGCCGAGUCCUUCGACAAUGUGGCCAUCGUCUUUUUCAGCCUCCCCAGCCGGCUGAUGGGGGACGAGCUGUCCGACGAGGACUCCUUGGAGAUUCUCAUCCGGCUGUCGCGCUGCUUCGACCAGCUGGUGCACUAUUAUGGCGUGCUGAAGAUCAAGGCCGGCGGGGAGAGCUUCCUGGCGAUUGCCGGCGGGCCGGCCGUGUACACCUGCAAUCGGCCCUUCCCGCCGCUGCCACUGAGCCUCUACGCCAGUGGCGUCCAUGGGAGCUGGACCUCCCUGAAGACCAUGCGUCACAUUGCCCGGGUGUUGGUCCUGGCCCAGCAGCGGUACAUCGAAACCGAGGAUCCGGCUCAGGCCAACUGCUGGGACUCGCCUGGCCGUCCGGCGCCAUACCGACGCCUGACGAGACAUUCCUUGGUCCCGGCGGGCCAAGAUGGCGAGUUCCCCGGCCCCAUGCUGGGCCGAGAUGUGCCCCCGGCCAGGCCGGUGGCCGGAGCCGGCCCCGCCAUGGAUCCUGCCGGUGCUGCGAGCGGGGUCCUGCCCUCGGCCAUCUGCCCGAAUGGCUGGGACCCGGUGCUGUCGCCGCCGCCGCCGCCGACGUCCACCUUCCUCCACCGGGUCCCGGGGGCUGGGAUGCCGGUGGCGGGCGACACCGUGCACGCCCCCCAGCCAGGCCCGGCAGGGCCUGGCAGCAGCACGCCCAGGGAUGAUGCCAUCAAUAUGGUAAAUACGUCGCACUUUUCCGGGCAACUUGGAGCCAAGAGCCCCCCGCGGGGGACGAUAGGCAUUGAUGAUGCCGCCAGCUCCCUCUUGCUGCGAUCCAUGGCCGGGGAUGUGAAGGUCCCGCGGCAUGCCUGGCUACGCCAGGCCAGGCAGGCCGGCUGCGACCGGUCUAACAAGCUGGCCGGCAGUCCGGCCGGCGGAUCGACCCCCCGGGCAGGCCGGCUGGCGGAGUCGCGGCCCGGCAGCGCUUCGGCCACGCGGCCCCCGCGAGAUGUGGCCUCCGAGGACUUCAACCGCGCGCACAUCGUGCUCCCGGAGAGGGUGGUCGCCGGCGAGCCGGCCGGCGAAAGCCUCGUCGACAGCCUGCUGUAUGAGACCCUGGACCGGGACAAGAGCCAGAACUUCCGGGUCUGGCGCAACAUCCGCCACUCGAUCAAGCGCAUGUCGCCGCAAAUCGAAUAUCAUCAACGCCAGCCGGUGCCGCGACCAUCGUUGGCCACCGUGUCGCCGCGCAUGGCCAACUUGCGCGACGCCCGCAUGCGCUCCCUCGGCAAGGGCGGCCGGCAGCGGGGCAAGGCCCCGGGCGGCAGGGAGCCCGGCCAGCCGGCCGGCCAAAGGCCCCAGCCGGUGGCCGAUGGCCUGGACAUCGGGGCCGCCAUCGAGUACCAGUGCCCGGCUCUUCUGCCGGCCGACCAGCGGCUGGCCCUUUCGCCCGCCAUCAACCAGGGGGGCCUGGCGUGGGACGACGAUGGGAUCGACCUUGCCCCGAAGGGCCCGAGGCUGGGCAGCGUGGAUUGGCGCCUGUUACAGCCGUCCCGGUCGGACGGCGGCGGCCAUGCAGCCCGGCGGGACUUGCGGGCGACGGGCCACGAGAGUGGGUCGCUCGCAGGGCCGGGGGGCUUCCGGUCGCCGCGAAGCGCCGACAUCGAGGCCCUCGUGGAGGCCGACAGCCCGGACCUCGAGCGGGCCUUCGAGCUGGACGCCGGCGAGGACGACCUCGAGGACUUGGACAUGGAGGACGGGUCCUUCCUGGUUGAGGAGUGGGAGGAGCUGGCCCGGUUGAAUGACGGCCUGACGACCCAGGCCCCGAGCCAGCGCCGGCCCAUGCACAUAGACUUCAUGGGCUUGGACCUGUCGCGAGCCGCGCAAAUCGGCGACAAUCUCAAUGCCCUGUCCUCGAAUGAGCACCUUUUCGAUGCGGACGGCAACUUCCACCUCUGCCUGCCGACCGUGCACGAGCCCGGCACCGGCAAGUCCGAGGCGUGGAAUCACCACUGGGACCGUGAGGCCGAGGAGCUGAUGCACCACGGCGCCCGCUACUGGCCGACCCACGGGGCCCAGGCGGCCGGCGGCCCGGGGGCAGGCGAGCCCGGGCGCUUCCUGGCCGAGCCGACCAUGGAGUCCCCCUUCGCCGGGUCGAUGCUGAGCGACCCGCUGUCGCGCUUGCUACUCCUGUCGAUCCACGUGCAAAACCUGGGCGUUGCCAUUGGGAGCUCCUUCGACAAGGACCUGCGCAUCCGCGCCGGCGUCAAUGCCGGUGCCCCGAGCUUGCCGCCUUUUCGCCGCUGUCGCAUUGGCACUGACCAUUUGUCUGGCCUCCUGGGCCCGCGCCGGUCCGCGUCCCGUGCGCCGCCCUGCUGCAUGGCGCCGCCGGUCAUCCCGGCAGUCGGCCCGGUGGUUGCCGGGGUCAUUGGCACCGACAAGUUCCUGUACGAUGUCUGGGGCGACAGUGUGAAUCUGGCCUCGCGCAUGGACAGCACCAGCCUGGGCGGGCGCAUCCAGGUGACCCGGACCGUGGUCAACCAGGCCGACUCGUCCUUUGUCUUCGAGCGGCGCGGGUCCAUCAUGAUCAAGGGCAAGGGGCCGAUGACGACCUACUUCCUCCGGAGCUUGCGCCUGUCCAGCACGGGGGGCCUUUCCGGAGGCCGGGCCCAGGGGCCCAGCGCGCGCCACUCGACGGCCAACUCCUCCGCGGUGACGCUGGUGGCGUCGGAUUCGACAUUGGUGGCUGCGGACCCAACCGAGGGGUCGGCCUCGGGGGCGGACUCGCCGGGGGCGCGGCCGGCCAGCAAGAAGCACAAGAAGAAGACCCUGAUCGCCGGCGGGGCAUUUGAUGGGGCCGGGCCGGGGGGUCCCUUGAGCCCGGGCCUGGCGCCCGGGUCGCCCGCCAUCCGGGACAGCCCCUCGGAAUUUUGGCUCGGCCAUGACAUGUCUGGGCUGUACACGCGCCCCGCCUCGCCGGACCUGAUGGCGGUCAUGUCGGCCGGCGGCGGUCGGUCGGACUCCGAGGCCCCGAGCUCGCCCUUCUCGGCGGGAGCCCCGGGCGAUGGUGCCCUGCCGGCCACCCCCCUGUACAAGGAGCCGUGUACCUGCCCGGUGCCGGGGGACUCGCCGGAGGCCGAGCACCUCCGCCAGCACCCGCCGACCGAGGUGGAGUUGCUGAGCGCCGCGAGGGGGGCGGCCUUGCCGGCGGCCGGGAGCGCGGCCCUGGCGUGCGGCCCCGGCGACGAGUCGACUCAGCGGUCGCCACGGGCUCGGGACCCGGGCCCGGGGCCGAGUGUGGCGCUGCCGCCGGCGCCGCCCGGCGCAAGGGACCCCGGCCGGUUGGCCGGCCGGAUGCAUGCCCCGGAGCCGGAUGGCCCCUGCCUGGCCGAGCCGGCUUCCGAGUCCCUGAGCACCCCGAGGACGACCUCCUUCGGGGACCUGCCGUGUGGCCGGCUGCCAAGCGAUGACAUUCGGCCAGCCACUCUCGGGGCCACGGGGGCCGAUGUGGCGCGGGACCGGCAGCGCUCGACCCUGGCCGCGGCCGGGGCCACCGGCACGGCCGACUCAUCGGCCCACGGCCUCGGGCUUGGGAGCGUCUACUUCCCGGGCUUCCGGCCCUGGCGCCGGCACAGCCUCGGAGGCGACCACGACCCGGCGCACCAGGAGGCCGAGCGCUUCCACAUGCAGGGGUCCCGCCGGGGCCCGAUGCAGCUGCCCUUCCACUUCAGUGUGCCUGCCUUGGCGCUCAAUCUGGAGGGCACCCAGUUCCGGGAGGGCGGCAGUGCGUCGAAUUCCCUCUCGGCGUCGGCCAGCAUGCCGCUGCAUUCGUCGGCCACCCUGCGCACGAUCCUGCGCACGCUGGACAUGGGCCCCAUUGGCCGGGGAGGGCCCGGCGGCACGACGCCACCCGCCGGCAGCCAGCCUCCCCCCGCAGACCCGGGCCACGGGGGCCCCCGGCCAGCCGCCGCCGCCGCCGCCGCCGCCGCCGCCGCCGCCGCCGCCGCGGAGGUCGUCCAACACCCGGCCCCUUGCCGGGCACACGGGGCCUACCACUCGGACAGCCGGCCCUUGUCCUAG
Molecule: messenger RNA, 8499 nt
Organism: Fonticula alba
Lineage: Eukaryota; Rotosphaerida; Fonticulaceae
Exons: 18
Coding region: 1-8499 (2832 amino acids)
Biological process (GO): intracellular signal transduction; adenylate cyclase-activating G protein-coupled receptor signaling pathway; cyclic nucleotide biosynthetic process
Molecular function (GO): adenylate cyclase activity
Source: RefSeq, a predicted model, not a curated record